GCCGACUCCUUUUUUUACGCUCCUCUGCCAUUUCCACCCUCUUGGAGUUGGAGGGGAGCACGCGCCGAAGCGACAGCGCGAGGUCGAGCAGGUGAAGCGAGUGGGGAGGGAGGGAGAUGGCGGGGGGCGGGGGCGCGGGGAGUAAGGUGUCGGUCGCCGCCGUGCAGUUCGCCUGCACCGACGUCGAGUCCGAGAACGUCGACACCGCGGAGAGGUUGAUAAGAGAAGCUCAUAAGAAAGGAGCAAACAUUGUCCUUGUUCAGGAACUGUUUGAGGGGCAGUACUUCUGUCAAGCUCAAAGGUUGGACUUCUUUCAACGUGCUAAGCCUUAUAAAGGGAACCCAACUAUAAUCAGGUUUCAAAAACUUGCAAAGGAGCUGGAAGUUGUAAUACCUGUCAGCUUUUUUGAGGAGGCGAACAAUGCACAUUACAAUUCAGUAGCCAUUAUUGAUGCUGAUGGCACUGAUCUUGGCCUGUACCGCAAAUCACAUAUUCCAGAUGGACCAGGUUAUCAAGAGAAAUUUUAUUUCAAUCCUGGUGACACCGGCUUCAAGGCUUUCAAAACGAAGUAUGCUACAAUUGGUGUUGGAAUUUGUUGGGAUCAGUGGUUCCCAGAGUGUGCAAGGGCCAUGGUGCUUCAGGGGGCUGAAAUUUUGUUCUAUCCAACUGCAAUUGGUUCUGAGCCCCAGGAUAAUAACCUAGAUUCCCGAGAACACUGGAAGCGCGUCAUGCAAGGACAUGCUGGUGCUAACCUGGUUCCCCUUGUUGCUUCUAACAGGAUAGGAAGGGAAACCGUUGAGACUGAGCAUGGUGAAAGCACUAUAACAUUCUUCGGGAAUUCAUUCAUAGCAGGGCCAACCGGUGAAAUUGUGAAGCUUGCAAAUGACAAAGAUGAAGACGUUCUUGUAGCAGAGUUCGACUUGGACGAGAUCAAGUCUACCAGGCAUGGUUGGGGGAUAUUUAGGGACCGGCGUCCUGAUCUAUAUAAAGUGCUUCUAACAUUGGAUGGCGAGAAAUCAUGAUAAGGUCCACCUUUGUGGAGUCAUCUAUCCUUGAAAAGGUACAUGAGCUCCACAACAUUGGGAGGACAUACACAGGGUCCAUAAAUGCUGCCACUACAAUCAUGGUAGAUCACCCCUCUUCCCUUCUCAGGAAUCUCUGUUGUACACGGCUUCUCUGUGUUUGCUGCUUAGUGAUUUUUCACCAAUUUCCGAUUCCACAAUAAAAUGCUCGUGGUGUGUCGUUCUGGCAGACAAUUGAGAAUAUAACAUAUUAAAACCUCUAUGUUAUGCACCACAAUGUUUCUUUUUUUUUUGAGGGGUACACCACAAUGUUUCUCGAAUCAUUUUGUUUUUGAAACUGGGUUUCUUGAAACAUUUCGAUCUGAAACGGAGUUUCUGAUAA
Oryza sativa Japonica Group (Japanese rice) is the source of this 1404-nucleotide messenger RNA. NCBI's taxonomy places the organism in Eukaryota, Viridiplantae, Streptophyta, Magnoliopsida, Poales, Poaceae. The record is from RefSeq and is a predicted model, not a curated record.